CGGCUGGGGGAGGGGUCCGAAGAGGUUGGCGGUUGGCGGGUAGGUCGCGAGCCGGCGCGCGGGCGAGGAGCAGGCCGGUGAGAGGGACUGAGGAGAAAGAGGAAGAUAGCGUGAGGAGCGGAACCCGGCGGCACCAUGGUGGAGAAGGAGGAGGUGGGCACCAUCAGCGAGGAGGAGGCGGCUCAGUACGACCGGCAGAUCCGCCUGUGGGGGCUGGAGGCGCAGAAACGGUUGCGGGCUUCUCGGGUGCUUCUUGUUGGAAUGAAAGGUUUGGGGGCAGAAGUUGCCAAGAAUCUCAUUUUGGCAGGUGUGAAAGGACUGACCAUGAUGGAUCAUCAGAAGGUAUCUCCAGAAGACACUAGUGCUCAAUUCUUGAUUCCUACUACUGGAUCCUCUGGCCGAAACCGGGCAGAAGCCUCUUUGGAACGAGCACAGAACCUCAAUCCCAUGGUGGACGUGAAGGUGGACACAGACAAUGUAGAAGACAAACCUGAGACUUUCUUCACUCAAUUUGAUGCUGUAUGUCUGACUUGCUGUUCCCGAGAUGUCUUGGUUAAAAUUGAUCAGAUCUGUUACAAAAAUAGCAUCAAGUUCUUUACCGGAGAUGUUUUUGGCUACCAUGGAUACAUGUUUGCUAAUCUGGGAGAGCAUGAGUUUGUGGAGGAGAAAACCAAAGUCCCCAAAGUCAACCCAGGAAUGGAAGAUGGACCUGACACUAAGAAGGCAAAGUUGGAGGCCACGGAAACAACAAUGGUCAAAAAGAAAGUGCUUUUCUGUCCAUUCAAGGAGGCUCUGGAGGUGGACUGGAGCAGUGACAAGGCCAAGGCAGCCCUCAGACGGACCACUUGCGAUUACUUUCUGCUCCAAGUGCUUCUGAAAUUCCGUACAGAUAAAGGGCGGGACCCUCAGUCAGAUACUUACGGUGAGGAUUCUGAGUUGUUGCUUCAGAUCCGAAAUGAUCUACUUGAGUCCCUGGGGGUGAAUCCUGAUGUGCUUCCUGAAGACUUUGUCAGCUGCUGCUUUUCGGAGAUGGCGCCUGUUUGUGCAGUUGUUGGCGGGGUGCUGGGACAGGAAGUUGUAAAGGCCCUGUCUCAGAGGGACCCUCCUCACAACAAUUUCUUCUUCUUCGACGGCAUUAAGGGAAACGGGAUCGUCGAGUGUCUGGGCCCAAAAUGAAAGCCAGUGUUGGGCCCCUGUCUGAUGACCCGCGGCAGCCCCCACCCCCACCCCAGAGCCCUGAAGAGAAGAGCCUUCAGCUCUGGGAUGCGGCAGGUGUGCUCCUUGUGUCACCGGCAGAUUCUGGUCAAUACAAAGGGGCUUGGAGAUUGACUGUUGGCGUCUCGGCGUGACCCCGUACCUCAUCUGUCCUCCCCGGGCAGAGGCUGCUGACCCCAGCCGGGCCCUUCCUUUGCCGGGCCCCUUGGAGCUCCUCGCCGCUCUCUCCUUCCCCACCUGAAGUCACAGCCUUGAGGUGGGGAAGGAAGGCUAGGCCAGACAGAUUUAGAAUGCCCUUGGGCGGGGCCUGGCAAGAGUGGGCACCGGGGCCUGGCGCGGGGCUUGGCGUUUCAGUUUAGAAUCCCUUUGGCGGAGAAGCCCUUUGGAAUUAGGGCUUAUUCCUGGUUGUGCUUAAGCCAAGUCACCCACUGACUAGGGCAUCACUCUACUUGGCUUCCCCAGGGGAUUGUGGCCCUUUAAUCAUUGUGACUGACUAACAAUCGAAGGCAUUUUAAGGGAAAUCUUUGCAUUUAAAAAAAUCGCCCAAAAUACCAGCCGAGCCCAGCGCCUGCUCCCGAAGGCCUGUCAGGAAAGCUAGCAGCGGUGGCGUUCACAGAGCCUCUUCAGACGGGUUUCUUGCAUUUUUAUAGAGUUGGGGGGAGGGGGGCGGCAGUGUUUUGUUUUUUAAUGAUAUGUUGUUCUUUUGGUCAUCCUAGAAUGGCAGCUGUUGUGUUUCACGUGUUUUCUAUAUUUUCCUGGAUUCCAAAAAAACAUAAUAAAAUAAAGUUGGUUGCUUGUG
Sarcophilus harrisii (Tasmanian devil) is the source of this 2014-nucleotide messenger RNA. It is a transcript of the gene SAE1, whose product is annotated as SUMO1 activating enzyme subunit 1. Gene Ontology annotation, molecular function: SUMO activating enzyme activity. Lineage: Eukaryota; Metazoa; Chordata; Mammalia; Dasyuromorphia; Dasyuridae. The transcript has 9 exons. Gene Ontology annotation, biological process: protein sumoylation. Gene Ontology annotation, cellular component: SUMO activating enzyme complex; cytoplasm. The coding region runs from base 136 to 1176 and encodes 346 amino acids. The record is from RefSeq and is a predicted model, not a curated record.